Messenger RNA from Pundamilia nyererei, 5444 nucleotides. RefSeq names its product stromal interaction molecule 1a (gene stim1a). The coding region runs from base 235 to 2667 and encodes 810 amino acids. Lineage: Eukaryota; Metazoa; Chordata; Actinopteri; Cichliformes; Cichlidae. The transcript has 14 exons. Gene Ontology annotation, cellular component: endoplasmic reticulum; plasma membrane. The record is from RefSeq and is a predicted model, not a curated record. Gene Ontology annotation, biological process: intracellular calcium ion homeostasis; activation of store-operated calcium channel activity; store-operated calcium entry. Gene Ontology annotation, molecular function: protein binding; calcium channel regulator activity; calcium ion binding.
ACGGAGGAGGAGGGAGUACUAGUGCCUUUGCACUGUAGAGGAAGACAGUUCACGUCUGUCCACAUUCUGCGGCUUUUUCGGUUCGGUCUCUCGGUCGGUGGAAGAGCGAGACCUCUCACAGGAGGUGGAGUUCGCCGUGCUUAAGCUACGCGGGACCAGUCGUCUCUUGCGAUGUUAACAGAGAGCUGAAAAGACAGACCUGCUUGCUCCAAUACAUGACAGCGUACACAAGUCAUGGAGCUCCACAGAUCCUUGAGCUUGUGGAUAUUGUGUUUGUGUCUCGUUGGAGAAAGUUGGACUGAAAAGCCAAGUUCACCUACACCGGUGGACAGUCAGCUUGCUGAAAAUGGAAUGCGAGAUUUUUGUCGCAUUGAUGAGCCACUAUGCAAGGAUGAAAAUGCCUUUCUCACCUUUGAAGCUAUCCGUAAUAUCCAUAAGCAGAUGGAUGAUGAUGCAAACGGCAAUGUAGAUGUCGUAGAGACAGAUGGCUUCCUGAGAGAAGAUUUAAACUACCAUGACCCUAAGGCCAAACAUAACAGCUUCCAUGGGGAUGACCAGUUCAUCAGUGUGGAGGACUUGUGGAAUUCAUGGAAGGGCUCUCAAGUGUAUAAUUGGACAGUGGACAAGGUGGUGGAAUGGCUCAUCAACUAUGUGGAGCUGCCACAGUAUGUGGAUGCAUUUCGCAAGAUGAAUUUCAAUGGAAGUGCCAUGCCAAGGCUUGCUGUAAAGAACACCACUCUGACACUCUCUAUUCUGAAGAUUUUGGAUCGAAGCCAUGUGCAAAAGUUGCAGCUCAAAUCGUUGGACACCGUACUCUUUGGAGCACCACUGAUGAAUAGACAUAACCACUUGAAGGACUUCAUGCUGGUCGUGUCAAUAGUCAUAGGCAUGGGUGGAUGCUGGUUUGCCUACAUCCAGAACCGCUACUCUAAGGACCAUAUGAAGAAGAUGAUGAAGGACCUAGAGGGCCUGCAGAGAGCUGAGCAGAGUCUGCAUGACCUACAAAAGAAGUUGCAGAUUGCCCAGGAGGAGCAUCGAACAGUUGAAGUAGAGAAGGUAAAUCUCGAGCAGAAGCUGAGGGAUGAGAUAAACGCUGCUAAGCAGGAGGCCCAACGAUUGAGAGAGCUGCGUGAAGGCACAGAGAAUGAGCUGAGUCGCCAAAAGUAUGCAGAAGAAGAGCUCGAACAGGUGCGCAUGGCAUUGAAGAAGGCAGAGAAGGAGUUGGAGUCACGGAGUAGCUGGUCGCCACCAGAGUCUCUACAGAAAUGGCUGCAGCUCACCCAUGAGGUGGAAGUGCAGUACUACAACAUCAAGAAGCAAAAUGCCGAACGGCAACUCCUGGUGGCCAAAGAAGGGGCAGAGAAGAUAAAGAAAAAGAGGAACACUCUCUUUGGGACUUUCCAUGUGGCUCACAGCUCCUCCCUGGAUGAUGUGGACCACAAAAUAUUAGCAGCCAAACAAGCCCUUGGCGAGGUGACCGCUGCUCUGCGAGAGAGGCUGCAUCGCUGGCAGCAGAUAGAGAUUCUAACGGGUUUUACCAUCGUCAACAAUCCAGGCCUCCCAUCACUGGCCUCGGCCCUCAACCUCGACCCCACUUUCAUGGGCGGCAGAGCUACACCUCAGCACUUCAUCAUGUCUGACGACAUGGACGACAUGGACGAGGAUAUCGUACCCGGAACUCUGCCAUAUGGCAAUCGACUGUUGGAACGGCGAGCUAGUGACCUGUGGUCCAUUGGUUCAGACUGUCAGCCCGUGUGGAAAUAUCCUGCUCCCAGUAUGAUGUCUCUGCGCCAACGCCACAUUGAUCCCCAGCUGGCCCUGGGCUCCCAGAGGUUGGUAGAGAGUUGCCUGUUGGCAGGGCAGCAGGGCGAGGGAACCCCCUACCAUUCGAGGCCUAGGGCUACCUUCAGACAUUCACGCAGCCACUCGUUUGGGCAGCUCGAUUGUCUCCCUCUGCCUCCCCUCUCCUCGGCCGUUUCUCACCCGUCCAUAAUCUUUACUUCCAGCCAAAUUCCUCAGUCGUCAUCAUCCUUAUCCUCAUCUUCUUCCUGCUUACCCAGCUUUGUGGGUGGCAGUGCAACCCCUCAUUCCCAUGCAUACCAUGCUUCUUUCCAGCCCAUGGAUCCUAUUCCUGAUUUGUCAUUCUCAGAUGUCUCCAAAGUGCACUCCUCGUGCAGCGACAGUUUCGGGGAUCUAAAUCGCUCCGACUCAGACUCCUCUUUGUCCCUUUCACAAGUUGGUGAUCGACUGUCUGCCUACAGCUCCAAAGGCCACCUAAUCAAGCCCACUUCUCUCAUGCACGGCCUGUCCAACCGAGCAGAUGAUGCCGUCUCACUGCAUGCUCACACCCCCAAUGGAGGGACCCGUGUUCAUGAGGGAGGUCCCGACAGCCCCAUACUCAUGAAGAAGGUGUACAGCCUGGGAGAGAUCAACAGUCUGUCUGAGUCAUCUCGCUCACUCAGCCCAAACUCCACUGAACCUGACACACCAUCACCAACAGGAGGGCAGGUAGGAGUGGUGGGAGCUAAAGCCAACAGCCGCAUCCCACAGCUGUCCUCCAAGAAGAGCCCUCUAGAGGAAGAUAGUGGUUCAACAGGAGAAGACACAGAUUCAGCUGCCAGCCGUAAGAAACAUACCUUCAAGAUCUUCAAAAAACAGAGGAAAUAAAAGCUAAAUGAACUAUGGGCUACCAAAGCUGUCUGACUGUAUUCCUCUGUCUAACCUGUUUUUGUUAUGUUUUUUUUAGUUUCUAGUUUUGGGGGUUCAUUAAUGGUCACAUGAUGGCAAGAUUUUUUGUCAUUGAAUCUUUUUGUAGGUUACAACACCUACUUUGAGAGACUGUGGACUGUUUUACCCAGCUUUAUCUGCUUACACUUGGUCAAUGUUGAGUAUGUGGGGAAUGGGCAGGUUUGUAUAUUGGAAUGUAAAGUAUUAUUUAUUCUGCAGGAACUUGUGCCAGUGUCAAAGGGAAAUAUGUCUCCCACUUGUUGUUUCCUUUUUUUCCUUCUUGUUCUACAAUCUAUAACAUUUUGCAUGUCUUCACUUUUGUUUGACAGAUACUCGAAUGCUCUAAGUGUUUGCUUGGUUCUUGUUGUUAACCUGCUUAGACAACACUUGUUUCUUUUAUUACUAUCACAACACCUACAAGUCCAAAGUGAAUGCGCACUCCUGACUAUUUUCUUUUUAAUGAUGGGUACACUUUGUCUGUUUUCUUUUUGUUGAUGUCUUGUUUGCGGAGAAAAUGACACAUUCAGGGGAUCUUCAAAUACAAGAGAUGUAUUAGAAUGCUCCUGUAUAUUACCUUUGGCUGUAAAAACAAAUGUUGCGUGUUGCUAUUUGAACUCAGUAUAUUACGAUGCCUUCUUAGGGCCAUUCUAGGGAAUAAUAAUAAUAAAAAAAUAAUAAAAAAGGAUCAGGGAGGGGGUGAUACUCUGAAAAAGAAAAAAUCCUAACUUUUAUGAUGUCUUAGGUGGAAAAUUUCUUUUUAAAAUGAAUGCAAAAAACCCCAAAAACUAUAGUCUCACAUUGAAGUCACAAAUAUAGAAAAAUAAAAAUGUUCCUCUUUUUGUAAAGCAAUCUCAUCACACUAGAUGGUGCUUUGCCUCUAUUAUUCCUACUGACAUUAUUCAGAUGCAGUCAGCAACUAUCUGGGAGCCCAUAAUAUCACAUUAAGUAUAGCUGUUUAUUGGGUUAUUCAGAAGAAAUAUACUGAUUUGCAUGAGAUGCUUUUGUGUAAAAGUUAUUCUUGCAUCACGCCUCAACUUGGCCAUUUUCUGUUUAGCAAUAGAAACCACAUUUUUAAAAAGAUAAAAUAAAAAUAAUUAUUAAGGGUUUUAAUGUUUUUCUCAGAAUAUUAAUCAGUUAUCUUUUUUCCACAUAGAACAGCCCUAAUAAGCUGUCCUAGUGUAUCAGCAUUAACUGCUGGGUCUAAAUGUAUUUGUAUUGCACCCUAGAGGUAAAUUCUUGCAAAGUAUCUAAAGGACCAGCAUCAGACCUUUUGCGGUUUUGAGUUUUAGUGCAUUUGAAAAAUGGGAGAGUGAAGAAUGUCUCUUCUAUCUCUUUGCUGAAGUAUCCAGCUUAUCUUAAGGACUAUCACUGAUUAAACUGGGGGUUUACGCACACCCUCACUGAACCAUACGGUUAUCAGGUGUUUGAAGACUAAAAAUAGGGUGUAUAUAGAAAAAAAAAAUUAUUAGGCAAUAAAUUACCAAAAUGUUUGAAGUGGCAGCCAUGAAAUGCAAUGGUAUCUUUAGGUAUUUAAUUUUAAAGUUAGGAUACACAUUGUGAAAAGAAAAUGCUAGAGAUGCUUGCUUUCUACACCUGUAUAGCAUAAGAAAAUGUACACCUUUGGGUUUGUUUUGUAAGAAUAGCCCCUUGAAGGUUAACCAGGAUCCCACAAUUUUCACGUAAUGUGGAUUGGGCUAUGCUGUCCUGUCUUUUAGUUUUAUUAUUUUGUUUGUCUUUUUAGUGGACAUUAAAAGAUCCACAGCAGUUUUUCAGUGAGGAUUGGUUGUUGGUAAGGGCUAUAAUUAAGGAAAGUAUUUUGCUCUGUACAAGACUGAAAAUUUAAAGUUGUAACUACUUCUGGUUAACGUUUUAUGGAGGCAGGAAGUCAAUCAUGUAGAAGUGCCAAAUUGUGAUUUCUGUCAGAGGCCUUUGUAUUUGUAGUGUGUUCUAAACCUUGAGCCCCUUUUGCACAGAAGACAAAAGUGCAUGAUGUAUACAGUAAUGUAUAUUCAAAGAUGAAAUGCUGAAUGUCCGAGGGUAUAUCCUGUAUCAGUACCGUAUGUUUACAUUUGUAACAAAUAAUUAUUCUCAGAUAAGUACAACAAAAAAAAAAACAACCUUGUGCCAGUUUUAAUGUUGAUUGCUUCAUUUGAGCACAAAACUAUGCAUCUAGUUGUAGGUAAUUACUAAAGUAGUAGGGACGCCAGUACACUUAGGGUGCUCCUGACCAACGAACAACCAAAAAGUGCUGCAGAAGACACAAGAAGUCUCCCCCAGCCUCAUAAUGUAACAGGUGGUUUGGAUUUAUAAGACACGUUUAAAUAUUUUAUUUAAAAAAAUAAGACGAGCUUAAAAAAAAUAACAAUUUCCUACUGGUACUUUUUUUAAAGUGUCAUUUGUACCUUUUUUGCACGACAGAGCUGUAAAUUGAUUAUGCCAUCUGAAUGUGUGAGUGUGUCUGUCUGCUCCCGGUAUAAUGCACUAUAACGUUGAUGCAUGUCAACUGUCAUAACGAAACCUAUAUUGGGUUAAAAGAGUGGAUCAGCUUAAGCUCUUAAGUCCUUCACCCUACUUUUCUCGUUGUCUUUAUUUUGAGCUUCUAUUUAUGAAAACCUACAGUAUAUUUGUACAGGGAAAAAAAUCAUUUUGCAUCUAAUGUUGUGGUCUAAACUUUGAUGGCACUCCUGCAUGAAAGCAAUAAACUAUUUUGAAUGAAA